GGGGGUGUUGUGGUCAGUGCUCUCUGGGUCUGGACUGGUUGAAGCUCCCAGAUGAAGUCUUCCUGGCUCCAGAGGACUGUCCACUGGAUAGUGUGCUGGAAGUCCAUACGGCGGAAGAGCCACAGAAAAAUAACACUGGUGAUGGUUGGACUUGACAACGCUGGGAAGACUGCUACAGUACGCGGGAUCCAGGGAGAGAGCCCAGAGGACGUGGCCCCUACGGUAGGGUUCUCCAAGGUGGAUCUGAAGCAGGGGAAGUUUGAGGUCACCAUCUUUGACCUGGGCGGAGGGAAGAGGAUCAGGGGCAUCUGGAAGAACUACUACAGCGAGUCGUACGGGGUGGUGUUCGUGGUGGACUCCAGUGAUGUUCAGAGGAUCCAGGAGACCAGGGACACUAUGGCUGAGGUCCUCCGACACCCUCGCAUCUCUGGGAAACCUGUCCUAGUAUUGGCUAACAAGCAGGAUCGGGACGGGGCAUUGGCUGAGGCAGACAUCAUUGAGAACCUGUCAUUGGAGAAGCUAGUGAACGAGAACAAGUGUCUCUGUCAGAUCGUGAGUGAUGCUGUGGUUUAUCUUUCAAUACUUCACCUGCAGUGA
Molecule: messenger RNA, 597 nt
Organism: Oncorhynchus gorbuscha (pink salmon)
Lineage: Eukaryota; Metazoa; Chordata; Actinopteri; Salmoniformes; Salmonidae
Product: ADP-ribosylation factor-like protein 13B
Exons: 5
Coding region: 52-597 (181 amino acids)
Biological process (GO): receptor localization to non-motile cilium; non-motile cilium assembly
Cellular component (GO): motile cilium; ciliary membrane; non-motile cilium
Molecular function (GO): GTP binding; GTPase activity
Source: RefSeq, a predicted model, not a curated record